CCCCUGUAUGGAAGUGGACUCGUCCAUCACAGACGUCACGAGAUCCAGAAAAUGGCGAGUCAGACCACCGGUAUCCAGCAGCUACUGGCCGCGGAAAAACGCGCCGCAGAGAAGGUCGCAGAGGCCCGGAAACGUAAAAACCGUCGUUUGAAGCAGGCAAAGGAAGAGGCUCAGGCUGAGAUAGAGACAUACCGAACGGAGAGAGAAAAACAGUUUUUGGAGCACCAGGAAAAGCACAUGGGCUCCAGAACAGAUAUUGUGCGGCGUAUGGAUGAACAGACAUUGCAGAAGAUGGAGGAACUAAACCAGAACGUCCUCCAAAACAAGGAGGAAGUGAUGUCACGAAUCCUGGAGCUGGUGUACGACAUCAGGCCUGAACUUCACCAAAACCUCAAAAUCAACUAGGCCCAAAACAUUGUGCAGAAUAGUCCAAAACAAGCUAGACAUGUGAUUUUGUUAGAAUGUUAGGGAAAACCACUAUAUAGUAUCAUCACUUGAAAGAAGAAGUAAAAGAAAUUGAAGGAAGAUGGAGUCAUAGCUGUGGUUGGAUGUAGAUUUAACUUAUAUAAUAAAUGUGGUGACAUGUGACAUGUAUUAUUGUGCUGGGAGUCAGGUGAAUUUGAAAAUCACAUUGUGUCAUUUCUUUAUUUGUCAAUGAUGUUGUGGUUAUGAAAUUAUGUGAAUGAUGUCAUCUGAUAUUAAGAUCCUGCUGCAUGAUUGUAAUGUUGAAAAAGAAGAGGAAUAGAUGUGUCAAUGUUAGUGUAAUAAGUUAAGAAAGUCUGCCUCUCUAUGUAAAAACUAUUUGUCUUACUGUUUUUUGUUACACAAUAAAAGAUCAAGUUGGAUACUUGGUUUGAAUGUCUACCAAGUAUAUGGCAGAGGAUACUUUAAAAUAGCACUGAUAUUAUAGAUUCUGUGAUGUAAUAUGUAACUGCUUAUUAUUUUUACAUAUCAUUUUGCAAAACUACUGUUAAUUAAACAUUCCUAGACUGAAGUAAAACCUGAAAAGAGUAA
Molecule: messenger RNA, 1014 nt
Organism: Branchiostoma belcheri (Belcher's lancelet)
Lineage: Eukaryota; Metazoa; Chordata; Leptocardii; Amphioxiformes; Branchiostomatidae
Product: V-type proton ATPase subunit G-like
Exons: 3
Coding region: 52-405 (117 amino acids)
Biological process (GO): proton transmembrane transport
Cellular component (GO): vacuolar proton-transporting V-type ATPase complex
Molecular function (GO): proton-transporting ATPase activity, rotational mechanism
Source: RefSeq, a predicted model, not a curated record